AUGCCAGUGGCUCUAGAGUGCCGUCUGACCCCUGUGCCCCGCUGGACUGAGAUACAGGCUACAGAGGCCUCAGUCCAGACCAGAACCUCCCUCAGACCAGAACCUCCUUCAGACCAGAACCUCCCUCAGACCAGAACCUCCCUCAGACCAGAACCUCCCUCAGACGAGAACCUCCCUCAGACCAAACCUCCCUCAGACCAGAACCUCCCUCAGACCAGAACCUCCCUCAGACCAGAACCUCCCUCAGACCAGAACCUCCCUCAGACAGGAGUGUCCGCUUCCAACACGUCCACAGUCCGCCCGGGAUCCGUACGCCGAACCAAACCCGAAGGGAAAGCCUCCACAUGCGGCCAGCGCCCAGGACGUGACCCCCCCCCGCGCCCCCGGUGGUGCUCCCGAUGUUCGCCCGUGGAUCCGUACUCCCGGUGGUUUGGAGCCAUGAAAGUCACCGUGUGCUUCGGACGCACUCGGGUCGUGGUGCCGUGCGGGGAAGGGGAGCUCAAAGUGCGGGCUCUGAUCCAACAAGCGGCCGUGCGUUACAGGAAAGCCAUCUCCAAGGACGCCUCCUACUGGCUGCACGUGCACCGACUGGAGCACAGCGAUGGAGGGAUCCUGGACCUGGACGAUGUUCUGUGUGACGUUGCCGACGACAAAGACAAACUGGUGGCGGUGUUCUCGGAGCAGGAGCCUCAUCACGGUGGAGAUGGGACCAGCGCCAGUUCCACCGGGACUCAGAGUCCGGAGCUGUUCAGUGACCUGAGCUCCUCGGCUUUCAGGCCGUUUCAGAGCAGCGAGAUCGAAGUGACGCCCAGCGCGCUGCGCACAAACAUGCCUCUCCACGUGCGCCGCAGCAGCGACCCCGCCCUGCUCUGUCUGAACGGUCCAAUCACAGUCAUUGAGUCGCGAAGCCAGAGCGAAGACCCACCCUCCAGGAAGAACCCGGCCCGAUGGUCCACGACCGCAGGGUUCCUCAAGACCAGGACCUCGGGCGGCGGCAGCCUGGAGCGGAAGGCCAAAGCCGUGGACUCGUACCGCAGUCUUCCCCGUGACGCCGGCACAUGGUCCAAUCACAGAGAGUUCCAGAGGGAAACCGCCCGAUCGUCUCUGAGCGCCAACCAUCCCCUGGUCGACCGCUGGUUGGAGCGUCAGGAGCAGGAGGAGGACUCUCAGGAGGAGAAUGGGAGGAUAGAACCAGUGGGACGAGCCGACUCCUGUGUGGAAAACUCCCCAGUCACAAACCUACAAGACAUAGUGAAGCUCGUGGAGGUCUCCAACGAUGGCGGUCCUCUGGGGAUCCACGUGGUGCCGUUCAGUGGACGUGACCGCAGGACUCUGGGUCUUCUGGUUAAGCGUCUGGAAUGUGGAGGAAAAGCCGAGGAGCAGAGUCUGUUCCAGGAAAACGACUGCAUCAUCCGCAUUAACAACGGAGACCUGAGGAACAUCAGAUUCGAACAAGCUCAGAACAUGUUCCGCGCCGCCAUGCGUUCUCCGCUCAUCUUGUUCCACGUGGUUCCAUCCUCCAUGAAGUCAGAGUACGAGCAGCUCACAAACCCCGCCCCCUCGGAACGCUUCAGCCCCGCCCCGUCUGAGCGCUUUAGCCCCGCCCACAUAUCCCCGGGACAUGCCCACAUAUCCCCGGGACACACCCACAUAUCAGCAGGAUACAGCAGCCCUGACUCCUUCUCGGCGCUGGAGACUCACCGAGCGCCCCAGGACCCCCCCUCUCACCCCCCCACACACGCUGCCAUGAUGUCCCACCCUCCGGUCAUCUCCGCCGCCAAGCCGCCAUCAGGCCACGCCCCCCACAGAACCGCCACCACUCACAGCGCAGGGGGUGUAUCCAAGAGGAUCGGGCGAAGACUGAACAUCCAACUGCAGAAAGGUCCAGAGGGAUUGGGCUUCAGCAUCACCUCCAGAGACGUUCCAGUUGGAGGCUCCGCCCCAAUCUACGUAAAGAACAUCCUGCCGAGAGGCGCCGCUAUCCAAGAUGGUCGACUGAAGGCAGGAGAUCGGCUGCUGGAGGUGAACUCUGUGGAGCUAAACGGCUGCACGCAGGAGGAGGUGGUGUCUCUGCUCAGAGCGACACCUAUGGGUGGAGCUGUGUCACUGCUGGUGCUGCGGCAGGAGGAGGCUUUUCUCACCGCGGAAACUAAGUGCGAGGAGGAGGAGCUGACCCUCACUCCGGACGGGACCAGAGAGUUCCUCACCUUCGAGGUCCCCCUCAGUGACUCGGGUUCUGCUGGCCUCGGCGUCAGUGUGAAAGGGAACCGCUCCAAAGAGAACCACGCCGACCUCGGCAUCUUCAUCAAGUCCAUCAUCAACGGAGGAGCGGCCUGCAAGGACGGCCGGAUGCGAGUGAACGAUCAGCUCAUUGCGGUGAACAACGAGUCUCUGUUGGGGAAGACGAACCAGGACGCCAUGGAAACGCUGCGCAAGUCCAUGUCUGUGGAGGGCAACCGGCGAGGAACCAUCCAGCUCAUCGUGGCGCGGCGCCUCAAGAACACGGAUCCCGGACUCAGUCCUCUGGGGCCCCGACUCUCUCUGGACUCUUCUCUGGACGACCAUGAGCGAAGGAUCUCUCACUCUCUGUACGGAGGUCUGGAAGGACUGGACGAGAACCUCAUGCCGCGUCAGGGAACUAUGCCUAGGACCACAGCCCACUACCACCUCUCUCCCACGGUGAACAUGCCUCAGGACGACACGGUGAUGAUCGAAGAGGACGGUCUGCCCCCUCUGGUGCAGCACAUGUCUGACCAGUCCUCCUCCAGCUCCCACGACGAGACGCACUUGUACCCAGCCAACACUCCAGUCUGGGCCCGCGACGACGCCCCAGUGUGGACCAGAGACCCAGACCGGGCUCCGGCCUGGACCCAGGAAUUGCCCAGCCAACCUGACAGCGCUCUGGGCCAAGACGAGCCCUCCUCAGACGGGACCGGACCCCCCACAGACGGCCCCUUCCUCAGAGAAGGCUUUGGGCGCCAGAGCAUGUCUGAAAAACGCACCAAACAGUUCAGCGACGCGUCCGCACUGGAGAUCCUGAAGACACGCAAGUCCAAGAGCAUGGACCUAGGCUCCACCCCCGCAGGCCUGGGCCCCUCCCUCGGCCUGAAGAAGUCCAGUUCGCUGGAGUCUCUGCAGACGGCGGUGGCGGAGCUGAACGUGGGUGUGGCCCUGCACAGGCCCCGCCCACACCGCAUCGUGAGGGGGAGGGGGUGCAAUGAGAGCUUCCGCGCCGCCAUUGACAAGUCGUACGACGGCGAAGAACGGCGAGGACCGGCCACUGAGGAGGAUGAAGGCAUGGACACAUUGGAGGAGGACACGGAGUGCAGCUCUCGUUCCGGUCGGGAUUCCGUCUCCACCGUUGCAGACACGACGCCUCUCUCUGGAACGGACAAACUUUUACUAAACGGCUCAAACCAAAACAACGAGGAGCGGCACCGGAGCGAUGAGAGGAGCACCAAGGACCGGAAGAAACACGACGGCAAAGAGACUAAGAAGGACAACAGCAAGUCCAAGAAAGGGGUCCUGAAAGGACUCGGAGACAUGUUCAGAUUUGGUAAAAACCGUAAAGACGAGCGUCCAGCGGAGAAGAUGGACCGAAAGGGUUCCUCCAAGUGGAAACCGGAGGAAACUGCAGACGAAGACAUGCAGAAGAUGAGGCUGGAGCAAGAGAGGAUCCAGGCCAAAACCAGGGAGCUGCGCGAGCGUCAGGCUCGUGAGCGAGACUACGCAGAGAUCCUGGACUUCCCCCGGUCUGCGGACUGCGGGUCCCAAGAGGAGCACCCGUACGCUGGGGUGAGCAGUCCCCUGGAGAGCCACCACCAGAGCUACACCCAGCUCCAGACCCAACUCCAGACCCACCUCCAGACCCACCUCCAAACUCAGAACCAGACCCAGAACCAGACCCAGCUCUCAGACGCCACCUACAGCCCUGUGAGCCGCCGAACCACCGCAACAGACAGUUCUGCGCAGACGCCGUCCAACCACGACCGAAUACAGCGGCUGCGGCAGGAGUUCCAGCUAGCGCAGGACGUGUCUGACGAUCAGGACGCCAGCGCGAAAUACGGAUAUGAACAGACCUGGAGCUGUAGCAGCGUGCCCGGACGUCACUCUGUGUCUGUGGAAGUUCAACUGCAGCGACAGAGAAGAGAAGAGAGAGAGUCCUUCAACCAGAGGCAGUACUGCUCCCUGCCAAGACAACCGAGGAAACAGCUGAGCUCCGUGUCCCAGGACUUCACCCCCGGAGAGGCCUUCCAGUCGGGCAAGGAGAACCCCCGCUACAGCAGCCUGCAGGGUCCCAGGAGCCAGGGAACCUCAAACCAGGCCCCAAGGAACCAGGGAACCACAAACCAGGCGCUCAGGAACCAGAGCUACCAGACUGUGGGCAGGACCAAUGGCUACCCGCGUGCUAACGGCUACGCAGCGGGGCCUGGGACCGGCUCAGGAGUGAACGCUCGGGUUCUGAUGGAGGCUCAAGAGUUACUGCGACAGGAGCAGCGGCGGCGGGAGCAGGAGGCGGGGUUUACCAGCUUUUCGUCCAAUCAGAUGUCUCCCAAAGGCCCGCUCCGACAGGAUGUCCCACCCUCCCCGUCCCAGCUACUACGACUCAGCAGAGGCUCCGACACGGGGCGGCCAUUUUACUCCUGA
Molecule: messenger RNA, 4647 nt
Organism: Knipowitschia caucasica
Lineage: Eukaryota; Metazoa; Chordata; Actinopteri; Gobiiformes; Gobiidae
Source: the annotation of a GenBank genome assembly